Molecule: messenger RNA, 6441 nt
Organism: Hemiscyllium ocellatum (epaulette shark)
Lineage: Eukaryota; Metazoa; Chordata; Chondrichthyes; Orectolobiformes; Hemiscylliidae
Product: E3 ubiquitin-protein ligase RNF144B-like
Exons: 8
Coding region: 352-1266 (304 amino acids)
Biological process (GO): protein polyubiquitination; positive regulation of proteasomal ubiquitin-dependent protein catabolic process; ubiquitin-dependent protein catabolic process
Cellular component (GO): ubiquitin ligase complex; cytoplasm; mitochondrial membrane
Molecular function (GO): ubiquitin protein ligase activity; ubiquitin conjugating enzyme binding; zinc ion binding
Source: RefSeq, a predicted model, not a curated record
UCAUUCACGAAACCAGUCAUGCCAGCUCACCGUGAAAGCAAAGCUACCAAAAACUGAAGUGUCUGUUUCUGGUGUGAGGCUGUCUCUGGCUGGGACGUGUCUGUUGGUUGUGAAGCCGAUCGAAUCAGCAGAGCUACUUAGAAAGCUGCAGCAGCUGAAAAGUUGCAUCGUGUGCCCGCCUCUGUGUGUGUGUUUUCCCAGGCGUGGGUCGGCUGUCGUACCAGGCUGUCCAAUAACUUCAGCAGAUAAACAACUUCUACUGAUCUCAGCUUCUUUCCUUCGGGGCUGGAAUUUUCUCCUCCCAAGGCACUGUACCUCAGGCCAAAUCCAGUGACCGAAUUCAGUAGAAAAAUGGAGUCUCCCAGUAAGGUCCACCAACACCCAGUGAUUACAACAGGUUUGUCUGUGGAUGCGCAAUUGGCUGUGGACCCACUGGUGACGUGCAAGCUCUGCCUUUGUGAAUACCCUCUUGAUGGAAUGACCACUCUGGAGCAAUGCAACUGUUUCUUCUGCACCAUGUGCUUAAUGCGCUACGUGGAACUGAUGAUCAAAGAAGGUUGUGGAUCUCCUAUCACAUGCCCAGAGCUUGGAUGUCCUAAAAAUGGGGUCUUGCAGGAUACAGAGAUUGCAUGUUUGGUUCCAGCUGAUGUGCUUCAGCUGUACCAGCAACUGAAAUUUGAACAAGAAGUCCAUCUGGAUCCUUUCAGGACAUGGUGCCCCAGGGUCCAAUGUCAGGCUGUAUGCCAGGUAGCUGAUUCUCACCAGGCUGUGUCAGUCCAAUGUCCCUCCUGCCAGGAGGAGUUUUGCUCCAUUUGCAAGGCCAGUUGGCAUCCAGGGCGGGCAUGUCAAGAGAGCCAGCCCUUAAUGCCCUCAAAAGCAAAUGGUGCAAGUGAUUCCACCAGCUUUGACCCUGAUGCUCCCAUUAAACAGUGUCCAGUGUGUCAUAUCUUCAUAGAACGAAAUGAAGGUUGUGCUCAAAUGAUGUGUAAAAACUGCAAACACACCUUUUGCUGGUAUUGUCUUCACAAUCUGGAUAAUGACAUUUUCUUGAGACAUUAUGACAGAGGUCCAUGUCGCAACAAACUUGGCCACUCUAGAGCCUCAGUUAUUUGGAACAGAACCCAGGUUGUCGGGAUCCUCUUUGGAUUAGGCCUUAUUGUGCUAGUCACAUCUCCACUUCUCCUCCUGGCCUCUCCCUGCAUCAUUUGCUGUGCCUGUAAGUCCUGUAGGAGUAAGAGGAAACACCAUGGCCCUUCAUCUACAUAAGCUGAGGAAACCAGUGCACCAAUGUUCUCUGGGUGCCAAGCCUUCCUCACUCCACCUGGACCAUCUUCUUCUUGAAGUGCCUACUGGAUCAGUGCUGUGAAAAUAUAUAUAGUAUAGACUAUGGGGGAAGGGGAAGUUGGUGGUAGCUUUGAUUUGGGAGGUGUCGUUGUAGUGACCGAAAGAAUCAGGUCACACUAAAGUGCAAUCGGUGAAUAUAGCAUUGCUCAGGUGUCUCAACAGCAUGCUGCUGCACCCUAAUUUUCUCAAUGAGGAUGACUGUGUGCUUUCAGUUAAAUAUUCUGCCCACCCUUAACAUUUCUCCCUUUGCCUGCUCUCCCAUAACAGACCCAUUGUGCUUUAGCAGGUUUCUUAUUUAUAUGUUUUAUCCAGCUUGGGACAGAAUAAGAUUCUCAAUUAUAUCAUUUUCCAUCACUUGGACAAGGCAGUGUUUGACAUCCACAAAAAUCCUUUACCUACUACCAUAUAUGAAAAAAAUUCAUUGAAAUUCACUUGAACGGGGCAAUAUAAGACUCAAACUCAAAGCCAUCUAAGCCCCUUCAAUGAGAAACUGCAUUGCUUUACCACCGGAUUGUUAUUCUGAUAUUUAGACUAUGAUGGUUGUGUUGUUUCAUUUCCGUUUUCACACUAACGUACUUGUUAAUGUCAAGCUUAUGUGCAGAAGCACGAAAUGUGCAUUUGGUACCAAAUCUUAUGAAACUUAUCUCCCAUCAUCAAGGCUGCAAACGGCGAAUCGCAAGAAACCGAUCAUGACGUUCUCUUUUCUUUUAGUGCUUUAAGGUUUGUUGUGAAUGGAGGCGAAUAUCUAGCAUGACUAUGAAUGUGAAGUGAAUUCUUAAUAUAUAAGCACAUUUACAAAUACCAUUGGCAUUAAGUUUAGACAACUGUCUACCAUGGAUUGGGAAAAUCAGCUUUCGAGAAAGUGGGUUAAUUUUGGGUGUUGAAGUAAUAGCCAGACAAUUCCCAUCAAGGGGUUGAUUUUUUUUUCAGUCUGUUGGAAGCAGGUCAAGACUCAGAAUCAGGAUUGAAGUUACAAAACAAUGCAUCAAGCUGGUUCCCCAGUGCAGCUGUAUCUUGCCAGAGACAGGGCCAACGUAACAGAGGCUAUGGAUCCAGCACCAAUAGGCAAUGAUUAGAUCGAUGAAUGGCCCAAUAGGGGAGAUUCUGAUUGUGAUAUUGCUGUCUUUCCAAUGGUGGAUGGGCUCCUCAAGUGAGUCCAGAGCUUGACUGGCAACUCGAGUGGCAAAUCAGUGUGCCAUGGAUGUUGUCCACUCUUAUUACCUCAGCAUGGACCCACUGGGAUAUCUCAUGGCAUCCAUAGAGAAAUUUCCUUUUUAUAAUCGUGGCCUGAUAGCUGUGGCCAUGUGUGAUUUUUAAAAUUAUUUCCAGUAGUUAUACAGAGCCCCUCCAUAUUGAGGUCCCCCUAUAGUCUCUCAUGACCUCAGUUCAUUUCUCCUGGAGAAAUUGCUAGCCCUAAUAUUUGUCCUCACACUUCCAUUGUCUACCCACCAUCCUUAGUUGGACAGGGCAUCGUGAUUCCCCUUGGAAGAUCGCAGCCAGCAUCUUGAACCACUAUCUCCAGGUUCAUGAACAGAUUUGAAAGUGACAUCAGCAUUGUGACCCAACCAGAAAAAAAUCAGUCCCAAGUUUUUGGAUACCUGACCCAAUGUCGCAUUUGGUUCAGUGUCAAAGUUUUGCCUGAUUAUAUUCCUAUUAAGUACUAUUGACAUUUGUUUUGCUGUUUAAAAAGUACUAUAUAAUUAAAAAUUGCUGUUAUUGCAUCUAAUUAGAAGAGGUCCACUUUCUUAGUCUCAUAUUAUAACUAAUGCUCUCAUCACUGAUUAUCCUAAUUAAUCCCUUCUGCUACUUGUAUGGCCUGAUCACUUUCUAAAAGGAGAUGCCCAACCUGCAUACAGAAGCUGAAACUGGCUUUUAACCCGCCAUUUAUUUAUUUGGAUUUUCAGCAUAUCUUGUCUCCAUAUAAGAAGGUAUAUGCUUCCAUCUGUACUAUUGCUGCAGAUGUAAUGGUAUUUCUUAGUCUCUUUUAUACUCUUUUAACAACAGAUUCAUGAGAAUGAGAGAGACAAUGAGGAGAAACAAAUGAAAGUAAGUUUUGAAUAUUAUCAGUUAAAAAAUAUUCCAUUUCCAAUGCGACUCCAGCAACAAUACUGUCCUAUUCUGUAAUCUAUAGAUUGAAAAGGGAUACUCAGAGACUAGGAAGUAAAUAUUCUAUCCACCUUUUGAUAACAGAAGUUGAAAGAUAAAACAACAUGGUGAGCUUUGGCGACCCAUAAUUUGGUCAAUUUUCUUGAGAAGAAAUGAUCCCAAUUUAAACUUGGUCGUUUGGCUAGACUUGAAUCUGCUCAUGUUUUCCCGUUUACGGUGGAAUAUCUUAUUGGUGACAUUUGAGCUAAAGUUUUCUUAGAAAAUUUGAGGUUAUCAUAGGAAUGAGGGAACAUAUGACAAAAAAAUCUCAACAUCCAUUUUGUGAGGAUAACAAAUCCUUUUGAUGAAUGUACGAGUUAUUUUUGCAUUAUUAAAAGUUAUAAUACCAUUUUUAUUUUACUGUUAGGUGUGUGUUUUAAAAAAGAAACAGCAAAAAUUUGAUUGAGAUUGGAAAAAUAUGACGAAAUGCACAUUUGGUAAAGGUAUAGAUUUUAAGGAAUUGUCUUCACAGUGCAAAGAUAUAUCUUGUGGGAGAAAAUAUUAGAAAGUUGAAUGAGGCAGUGGGUUAACUGUGUGCAGGAUUCGUAGAUUAUUAUCUCCAGUAGUCAAAGGUUGUCAGGAGCACAAAUCUGUAAACUUAUAACUACAACAUUUAGUUGUGAUAUUGCUAAUACUGCACAAUAAUUGCAUCAAAGAGCCUACUUUUUAACAUGAUAUUUUCCAGGAUAUUUUCCUUUUGGGAUUCCCUAAAUGUUGACCUCAUGGAUAUGUAAUCAUCCCUUGUGAAUUUUCCUUCCCCAUUGAGUGUAUGGAAUAGUGUCAUGAUGUCUUUGAUUGCUAGUCUGAGAGAGUACAUAAAGCCUCAGAUUAUUAUUUCAAAUGAAACCUAUCACACUUAACCUAAAUUAUCUUCUCGCAUCUUAUCAGAUGACGUUGAACUUGUGGCUCGCUGAUUCAGACAAGGAUGGAAUCAUUGAACCACAAUGAUGCUAAAUCUCCCAACUACUCCUUGACUUGGUCCAUCCAAGGAAGAGAGUGAUUUUGGGCUUGAACCAUAUUUGUCAAGUGGUAGUUUAUGACACUGUAAAGCCUAGAAAACCCCUUGAAAAGUAAAUGUAUUCCUCAAGGACGAAGAGGAAGUCUAAACAUUUACUGGAGACCAGGCCCAAGGUUUGCCAGAUUUUGUUUUGCUCCCAGCAGGCAUGGAAUUGAUACUGUAAUCAGACUUUGCAUGUGCUCUUGCUGCCAGACCAGUUUUUUCUGAUUGAGUGAUUGUGCUGUGAUGGGAGCCUGCAUUGAAGUUAUUGAGAAGGGAUGGAAGAUUUCUGGGCAGCACUUUCAACUUGAAAUGGCACAGAAAGUCACCUGAAGAGGCCACACAAACUGCACGUAGGCCGUCCCUGAUCAGUUUUAUUACUUAAAGCAUUAGAGCAGAGGGUGGAGGAAAAUGUGUGAGGAUAGAGAGUGUUCCAUCAUAAGAUCAUGGAUGAUUUGCUUUGCCUUUAAAAUGUACUGUUUGCAAACAGCAUUGUAGUAUCUGAGCUUUCUGUGAGCUUCCUUUCUAAGUACUCACACGGUAUCUCAUGCAUUUAUAAAAGCAAUCUUAAAAUCCAUAGUAUGGACACAGGUCCUUUGGCCUAACAGGUCCAUACUGAACCUCUGAAGAGUAGCCCGCCCAGACCAAUUCCCCGAACCUGUAUUGACCUCUGACUAAUGUACUUAACCUAUACAUCCCUGAACACUCUGGGCAAAUUGUGCAUGGCCGAUUCACUUAACCUGUACAUGUUUGGACUGUGGGAGGAAACUGGAGCACCUGGAGGAAACCCACAUAGAUACGGGGAGAAUGUGCAAACUCCACACAGACAAUCACUGAAGUUGGAAUCAAACCCGGGUCCCUAACGCAGUGAGGCAGCAAUGCUAACCACUGAGCCACUGCACCACCCUUAAAAAGGAAAGGAAGUCAAAACUUGGGAUUUGUCCUGACUUUUGCAGCUGAUGUUUUAAUGUUUUUUUUUAUUAGGACUUGUGAAAAUGCAGAUUCUUUUUUGUCAUGUACUGAGCUGACUUAUUGCACUUCUGCAUCUUUUUAGGUUUUUUUUAAACCUCUCAAUUAUUUUUGUUUUCAAAGUGUUAAUAGUGUACAUUUAUCAUAUUUAGAAAUAUUUCUGAAAAGAGAGACAUGUUGAAGUUUUUUCAUCUUGCAUUCAUCAGGACAAAAUCACAAGAAAACCAAAUCUCUCAGAACAACAUACUGCAGGAGAAGAGGGUACUGAUUAGUUGACAGGUGGGCUUUGAUAGAGGUGUUACCAUGGGGAAUGCACCAAGGAAUAGUUAACUUCCAUGCUUUUACUUAAAUUCAGACCAAGCAAGUCAACGCUGAUUUGGCUAAAUCAUUGCCUGGAGGAAUGCACCAGGGAAUAGUUAUCCCCCAAGCUUUUGUUUAAGUGAAAAGGAACAACACUAGGCUAUGUUCUUUGUGUUCAUUGAAAGACAAAGCACCAUAUGUAAAUAUGUGUAGCUCCUAGCAAACACAAGGGAGUUGUUAAUGCAACUGUUAGCAUAUUUGUGAUUGUUUACCAAGUGUUGUAUAUUUGGGGAAAUUCCAUCCAAUGGUGGAACUUUAUUUUCUGAGUUUUACAAUCAUGGGCUUAUUGAGUAUGGUCAGUAUGCUGCCUGUUUUGAAUAGCCAUCGGAAAACGCUGUUUGAUAUGAUCUACCACUUCCUGCGAUACAUUGUCUGGUUUUCGUGUGAUUCUAUCUUGAUAGUGCAAAACAGAAAGUUUUAAUCAUGUGUCUGUCUUUACUUCAACAAUACGCCAGUUCUGUACAAGAUAACAACUAAAUCUCUGUGUGUUCUGGGAACAGCUCACUGUGCUUGUAUCCCUUAUUUUGUACAAUGAAUUGUGGAGGCAUAUUUAGUACAAUUAGACAAUGUUAGCAAGCUUACAGUGACGUUGAAAAUGUGUUGCUGGUUAAAGCACAGCAGGUUAG